Molecule: messenger RNA, 2298 nt
Organism: Lolium perenne
Lineage: Eukaryota; Viridiplantae; Streptophyta; Magnoliopsida; Poales; Poaceae
Source: RefSeq, a predicted model, not a curated record
UCCAAACUGAGUCUCCUCCCACAGCUCAUUCUCGCCCGCGCCCCGCUUCUCGUCUCCAUGUCCUCGCUGGCGUCGCCGAGGCGGAUCCAUGGCGGAGAGCGGCGUUGCUUCGUUGUAUCCUUGUCGUUCUGGCGGCUGCUGGGGCGUGUCGUCCUCUUCGCCCGGCGGAGGUGGGGGAAGGUCGUGCCGGGACGGCUCGACACGCUCGGCCGCUGUCUGGGGGGUGGGUUGACGCUGCAGUCGCCGGCGGAGGUGGGAGCGGAGAUUGGGAAGGGUGCUGUUCGUGCUCUUCGCCUUGCAUCUGGGAAGAGGCCAGCGAAUCUCGAGCGUGGAAGGCAAGUUCGCGGGAUGCGAGAUGGGUUUAUAUCAUGCGUGUGAACAAGUACCUGCUGGAAUUGAUGAUUGAUGAUUCCUUCUCGUUUUUUGAGGAUGAUUUUGGUGUCGUAGUGAUAUUUUGAGUCUAGGAUUUGAGUUUGGGCCGCUUGUUUAGUUCUCUGAAAUUCACCUUAAUAUGUCUUUGUACUGUUUGAUUUGGAGGCAGCUUGGUGUGUCAAUUUUCACCUUAAUGUAGUUGGGACAGCUUGUUUAGUUCUCUGAAAUUCACCUUAAUAUGUUUUUUGUGCUGUUUGAUUUGGAGGUAGCUUGGUGUGUCAAUUUUCAUUAUCCACGAUUAACCACAAGGAAUUGUUAUAUUUGGUGUUGUAGUGCUCUUUUGAGUGACAGUAUUUUCUUGUGUGUGGGGAGGUGUUAUGUAGUUUUUGUCAGUGGUCUGAAGUUCAUCUGCAGUUGUGUUUGAUGAUUUUGGUGGUUGCCAGAUUAUCUCAUUUUCAGUAGCCAUGAUGAAUUGUCAGAUUUUGUUGUUGUUAUGUGUAGCUUUUUUUUUGCAGUUGGUCUCCCUUCAUUCAUGGAGUUCGUGAGUCGAGCAGUUGAGCGACUAGUCAUGAACUAUUUGAGUACACUGACUCACUUUUUGGGCUUGAAUUAGUGAGGCGCUCAACUUGCUAGAUUGAAAGUUGGAACACUAGCUAUUUAAUAGGCUUGCUCAAGAACGAGCCACCUCACGUAGGAGCAGGCCGCCGCUGCCAUCCAGUGACCAUCCGCCGCCGUUGUUGACCAGAAGCAUUGCGACGUCCUCCCUCCUCUGGUUCUGGUCGUAUCUGGUUAUAAUUAAUGUAUGUACAUGUCGACUAGUCGAGCUGUAGUCUGCAAAUAUUGCUUCAGUAUUCGUACAAAGUAUCUGUUACUCAUGUUUUUAUUUUAAAUAUAGCUGUUUUGUAUUAUAUGAUGCAGCCCCAUUUGCUAGUUGUGCCCAUUGCAACGUCCUCCCCUCCUCCGGCUCUGCUCCUAUCUGGUUGUAAUAUAUGUACCCAUUUUAUCUGGUACUCAUUUUGUCUGAAACCAUAGUGUCAUCUUUUUUAUAAAAGGCUAAUUCUCUGUGUUCAAUGAUGAAUGUGUAAAUAGAUUUUGUUUUCUCUGUUAAUGUUUUCAGAAGCAAUCAUUUUUUAGGUGUGUCAAAUGUGUUUUGUCCAAUGACUUUGCUCUUUUCUUCCUGUGUGGUGGUCAUACUGGAAGAAGAUUCAGGAUAUGGUGUGCUCCCAGAUUGUCCUUCAGCACCAAAGAAGGUAUUUACCUGCAGCAAUUGAAAUAUGUCAGUUAUUUUUCAUUCAUUUCAUACAUAACUUUGUAUUUUGAUGCAAUUUUUUUUCAUACCUUCAUAUGUAUAUUUGAUGAUGAGUAGUUCAUGUCGAUCUCGCCAUUCAGUAAAGCCAUGUAUGAAAAAUCUUCCUGCAUGAAGUGUUAAGAUGUGUUAUGCAAACGUAAUCGUCCUUUUUCAAAUUUCUUGAUACAUGAAAACAGUAUUAAUAAGUUCUGAAUCUUUUUCCAUAUAAAAAUCUUGUACCUUGAAGAACAUUGAUCCAUCAAAUUGAUUAAGGAGGUCUGUCAUUGUGGUGCUAACAUUUGAUUACCUGCAGCAAUUGAAUAUGUCAUCAUUAUGACUGUCCCACAUAUUAUUUUGUCAAGUAAUAAAAUUGUUUUAAAUGCUUCUAUUUUUUACAUGGCAUGUAGUGGUCACUUGCGUAUGGUUGUUUCUCCGUCUCUCAUUCUCUCAGUUAAUUCAGUUUUCAUUACCAUUAAUCUCUCAGUCAAAUUUUUCAGUGACUUAGUUUCCCAAUUAUCCUCUUUUUUCAGUGUCUUUAGUGUUCCAUUACAUUUUCUCAGUCUAUCAGCUUUUUAGUCUUUCAAUAAUUAUUAUCAUGCAUGUCACCCUUAUUUUUUCGAAUUCACUCAGUUAUAUUU